Molecule: messenger RNA, 1774 nt
Organism: Thunnus maccoyii (southern bluefin tuna)
Lineage: Eukaryota; Metazoa; Chordata; Actinopteri; Scombriformes; Scombridae
Product: lipopolysaccharide-induced tumor necrosis factor-alpha factor homolog
Exons: 5
Coding region: 219-704 (161 amino acids)
Molecular function (GO): zinc ion binding
Source: RefSeq, a predicted model, not a curated record
GGGAGGGGGCAUUAAGAAGUUUCAUGGCAGUCGUCAUUCUAGUUGUACUGGAGGCACUAAAAACAGCUUUUUCCUCCAUUAGACUUACAACAUACAGUAGCAACUGUAUUGAAAUUGUUCCUUCCUAUUUUGGUUUUACUAUCCUUUUUUGUGCGUCACACAGGACCAAGCAGCUCGAGCUCUACGUUGAUGGAAAGUCACAGUAAAGAUAUCUGAAGAUGGAAAAAGGAUACCCUCCACAAGAAUCAGCUCCACCCUACCCUGGCCCACCUCUGGACUAUGGGGGUGCAGUGCCUCAGCCAGGGAUGUACCCUCAGCCAGGGAUGUACCCUCAGCCAGGGAUGUACCCUCAGCCUCAGCCCGGUUUCGCUCCUCCCCCUGUAGGCCCUCCACAUGUUGGAUACCAGGGAGGUGUUCCUUUAAAUGCAGGCCCAGCUGCACCUACCACAACAGUGACUCACGUGGUUGUAAGGCCUGCACUGCAUGACGUCCCAGGACAGACGGUGUGUCCCCACUGCCAGCAUACAGUGGUCACCCAGACAGAGCACACAGCAGGCCUGAUGACCUGGGCUAUCUGCGGCGGCCUCGCCCUCUUUGGGUGUUUUAUCUGCUGCUGUAUCCCGUUCUGCAUCGAUUCCUGUAAAGAUGUGGAACAUCGUUGUCCAUCCUGCCACAGAAUCAUCUACAUAUACAAGCGAAUAUGAAACUAUCCUGAUUGUGGAUUGGGAAGAGGAAGUCACCUUAUUUCUAGAGCAUUUCAUAUUCAUCAAAGUAUAUUGAACACCAAAGGUUUUUUUAUUCAUUUGUAACUUUGUAUACUUAGUAGUUAUUUGGUGGCUCUUUUCCUUUGUCGAAUUUGUUUCGUUAUACUAAGAUAUACAUGCUAAUGUGUGAGGAAAAAUGUGGCAUGGGAGGAGAGGAUAUAGUAAUGUAAUGUAAUUAUAGCCGAUGAACAUACAGUACCAAAUAUUGAAUGUUAAAUGGAAAAUAUUGAAUUUUAUUGUUUUAUUGACCCUCAGGACAAUAAUUUUGACAAUGUUUCCCUCUGAAAUAGAAGUGACUGAGUCCCUCCAUGUAAAGGUGUAGAAGAAUUAUACAGUUACAUAAAGUGGAAAUAUUACUCUGCUUUCCUGACAUGAAACUCUCAUUGGAGCAGAAAAGUAACUAAAUUCAUUUACUUAAGUGAGGUUAUUGUAUUUUACUGUAUUUUCUUCUCUACUACCUUUGCACAUUGAGAUUACAUCAGAUGUGGAGACAUAUAUCAAGUGAUAUAAUACAUCAUUAUGGAUGAAACUACCCGGCAUUAUAUAAGGUAUGUUAAUAUAAUGUAAAUAUAACAUGAAAAUGCUGAUUACAUGUUAAUGUGUGUGUCUGUGUGUAUAUAUAUAUAUAUGUAUAUAGCUUGAUAGCUAGCUAGCUAGAUAGAUAGAUAUGAAAAGGUAUAGUUCCUAAAGGUAAAGUCCACCCCUAAGAGAUGAACCAAUAUGUCACCACUUAGUGUAAACCUGAGCCUACCAGCAAGUGAUGCACUGACGGCAUGUUUCCCAGGUAAUGGAGAAAAUAAAGAACAUGGCCUGUAGGGUUCUGACAUCUUUGUGCAGCACCAGGCACUGUGACAGCUGUGACUUUGCCCAUUAAGUAAACCAAAGAGACCAGCACACAGUUGCCUCAGCAUUACAAUGUAGCGGACCAAUGGUGGCCAAAAUGUGUAUUGAGUUGUUGGGAUAGUAGAAUAUACUGUAGGCUCUGAACCAAUAAAGCAUGUUUACAGACA